Molecule: messenger RNA, 2340 nt
Organism: Pseudozyma hubeiensis SY62
Lineage: Eukaryota; Fungi; Basidiomycota; Ustilaginomycetes; Ustilaginales; Ustilaginaceae
Exons: 1
Coding region: 1-2340 (779 amino acids)
Source: RefSeq, a predicted model, not a curated record
AUGCACUUCACCCAGGCUCUUACCGUAGCUCUUUCGCUUUCGGCCGCCGCCGUUAAGGCUGCUCCUCUCCGAACCGGUCAGGAGACCUCCUCCAAGCUUGCACUCCGCUCUGUGCACGAGAGCCAGAUCGCGGCACGCGGCAUCGACAAUGCUCUUAGCUCGCAGCCGAUCCAGGCUCGUGGUCUUGACUCUGUCACCCAUCUUCGUCGCGCCAUCGACGUCCACUUUGGUCACCUCGACCCUCAGGCACGCGACCUUGCCUUGGUCACCGAGCUUCACCGACGAGGCCUCCUCGACCAGCUGGUUGCUGCUCUGCGCGACCUCAUCAUCACGCUUCUGGGUAAGGGUGGUGGAAUGAGUCGUCGACAGGCUAGCACCGACCAGCUCGAGCAAGCCAUCCACCAAGUCACCUGCAUCCUCGAUGCUCUCUUUGGCAACACCGAUAACUCCUGCUCGGACGUCUUUGGUGGAGCCACGAAUGCUACCAACGCCACCGGCGCUGCCACUGCUGCUGGCAAAUCGCCCGUCGAGAAGAAGCUCGCAGCACUUGGUGCUCAACUUCGAAAUGCUACCAGCAUCACCCAGGCCGUGGACGGGCUUAUGGCUCACAACGUCACUGCUGUUCCCAAGCAGAAGGGCGACAAGAAAGCCGACAAGAAGGCCGCCCAAAGCUCCACCACCACUACCGCUGCUGCUGCCCAGAAGCGCUCGUUCGAGUCGCUCGAAGCGCGUCAGAGCUCGGGUGUCGAGGGUCUGCUCGUCGCUCUUCGCGAUGUCGUCGACACCAUCCUCAACACGCUGCUGCCCAUGGCGUCGCGUGGCAACGACGACACAACCACGUCGACCUCGUCCGCUCGUUGGCCUCCUCAGGACUGCCCUCCUCCGACGCCCAACGACGGCAUGUACCGCCCCGGAUGCCCAGGUUACGGUCGCCGUGACCUCGCCGUCCGUAGGAGCAUGGACGCGCUCGGUGAGCGCGACGCCAACAUUCUCCAGUCGGUUCUGCCCAUGAUCGAGAUGCUGCUUCAGCAGCUUCCUCAGCUCAUCCAGUCGAUGUCGUCGUCUCCCACCUCGUCCGCCGCCAACUCUGCGGCCACUGCCGCGUCGGCAACGGGCAGCGCCAAGGGCGCUUCGCCCACCGAUAUGGUCGACAACGCCUUUUCGCAGAUCAUGUCUGCUCUCGGCUACGCCGACAGCCCCAGCCCGAGCCAGGGCUCUUCGUCGGCCGGCAAGGCUUCCGCCACCAGCAGCGCCGCAGAAAAAGCCUCGGCUACUGGCAUCUCGUCGACCGAUGGUGCCAGUUCGGCUGCACGAAGUGCUGCCAACCUCAGCCAGAACUUUGCGCGCGAUCUGCUCAACGGCGACGGCAUGAACCUCGGCAAGCGCCAGACGGCCAACCCUACCGGCACCACCGACGACGGCAGCAUCGGCAGCGACAACUGCGAUGCCAGUGGCAACUCGGGCGGUAUCAACGUCAGCCUGCUCAACAACCUUCUCAACGGUCUGCUGAGCGGCUUCGGACGACGCAGCGAGGAGUACGUUCCCGUCGAGUUCUUCAAGAGGCAGACGACGGGUGUUACUGGUGACGAUGGCAACGCCAUCGGCAGUGGUAACUGCAGUGCCAGCGACAAUUCCGGUGGCAUCAACGUCAGCCUCCUCGACAACCUCUUGAACGGUCUCCUUUCUGGAUUUGGCCGUCGAGAUGUCAGCGACGGCGACAAUGCCAGCGACAACCACGGUGGCAUCAACAUCAGCCUCCUCAACAACCUUUUGAACGGUCUUCUUUCCGGACACCAGCGUCGUGACAUUGGUGACGGCGACAACGCCAGCAACAACCACGGUGGCAUCAACAUUAGCCUCCUCGACAACCUUCUGAACGGUCUGCUUUCCGGAGCGGCCCGUCGAGAUGUUGGUUCCGAGACUGCCGCCCCCCUCGAAGCCCGUGCCGACUUUGCGCCUGUUUGGAAGCAGAUCAAGGCACUCGGCAACGAGCACUUCCACUCUGCUCGCGAUGUCUCCACCGAUGAACCUGCCACCAAGCGCGCUGCCGACAACACCGACGCACCCAACUUCACCCCUGUCUGGGAAGCCUUCCGCGACCUCGUCGACAGCGGAUACGAACAGGCCGCCGCCCACACUGCCGGUGCCGAACGUCGUGACGCCGCCUCUCUGAAGCUCGACUACAAGCCUCUGAUGAAGGCUGGUGUCAAGUUCGGCAAGCAGGUGUUCAAGUCUUUCACCACGCACCACGCCAAGCGCUCCACCGACUACAAGCCAUUCGUGGACGCUGCUAGCAACUUUGCAGUCACCGCUAUCAAGGAGAUGUUCCACAAAGCUUAG